Molecule: messenger RNA, 1589 nt
Organism: Chenopodium quinoa (quinoa)
Lineage: Eukaryota; Viridiplantae; Streptophyta; Magnoliopsida; Caryophyllales; Amaranthaceae
Product: solute carrier family 25 member 44-like
Exons: 6
Coding region: 221-1207 (328 amino acids)
Source: RefSeq, a predicted model, not a curated record
AUAUAGAAACUUCUCAAGUCUCCCAGAAAUUUGUAGUAACAAGCAAGAUGAAUUUAUUACUUGAAAAUACCUCUACAUUCACAUCAAAUUUCUUGUCCUCAAUACUUGAUGUUAGAUUACUUUGCACCAGAAAAUUAAAGCACUUAUAAUAAGUGACAUUUUGUAGUAAUUAAGUAGUGAUCAAAUAAGUAUUUGUAUUUGUUGUCCGGCUAAUCUAUUUAUGGCGGCAUUCGAGGCGGCCGAGGCAGGUACACCACCUCAGUUGGCUGAAGCUCUUGCUGAUACCAAUAUUCACUGGGACAGGUUGGACAAGACAAGAUUUCAUGUUAUAGGUGCUAUUCUGUUUACCGUUCAGUGUGGCUUGCUACAUCCUACUACAGUUGUCAAGACUCGAAUGCAAGUGGCUGGUUCAGGCCUUUCUCAGAUGCGAGGAGUAUCAGUGUUUGCACAGAUACUCAAGACUGAAGGCAUUCCUGGUGUUUUCAGAGGUUUUGGCACUUCGGCCAUAGGAUCAAUACCGGGGAGGGUUCUGGUCUUGAGUUCUCUUGAAAUGUCUAAAGAUAUGUCACUCAAGUAUUUAGAGGGAUCCAAUAUGCCAGAGGCAACUCGUCUUGGCAUUGCUAACGGGGUUGCAGGCAUGUUAUCGAACUUAGUUUCCUGUGUAUACUUUGUUCCACUGGAUGUGGUGUGCCAAAGAUUAAUGGUUCAAGAGCUUCCAGGAACCAUGCCUUGCAAUGGACCAUUUGAUGUUAUACGUAAAGUGAUGAGGUCAGAAGGGAUCCGUGGAAUCUACAGAGGGUUUGGAUUGACAGCUUUAACUCAAUCCCCUGCAUCAGCACUUUGGUGGGGCACAUAUGGUGCAGCCCAACAUAUGAUUUGGAGGAGCUUGGGAUAUAGGGAUAAAGUAGAGAAGAAGCCAUCUUCUGUUGAGAUGGUAACUGUUCAAGCCAGUGCAGGAAUGUUUGCUGGUGCUGCCUCCUCGGUGAUUACUACUCCUAUAGACACUGUCAAGACACGGCUUCAGGUCAUGGACAAUUAUGGCGAUGGAAGACCUUCAGUAAUCAAAACAACUAAGGCACUUCUUAAGGAAGAUGGAUGGUGGGGAUUUUAUAGAGGUUUUGGACCGCGAUUCUUAAAUAUGUCACUUUAUGGAACCACAAUGAUUGUUACUUAUGAGCUGAUAAAGAGAUUAUCUGUGAAGCAGUGAUGAAAGAAGGAAGAAAAGUUGUCGCGCCACUAGGAGAUUUUGUCUGCCUGGCUCACCACUCUUCAUGAAUUCUCUAUCUUAUCUUCAAAUGAUUUUGUUACUGAAGAUGUAUACAUACAAAGUAGAAUAUAUCUUUUUUCAGAUGCUCGAAUUAGCACUUGCAAAGGUAUACUUAGCCAUUUUGAUAUUCGACCCUCCUUAGACUGGAUCACUGUCAUAAGAAAAACACUUCAGUUUCCAUUUCCAUAAAAUUUUGUAGUUCUUUCACCUAGAACUAAUUCUGGUUUUAUCAAUGUAAGCCAAGAUCAUUUAGUCUUUCACAUUGAAUGCGCGCUAUAGGAUUGCUGUAACUCUAUUUUGUAGUUUAGUAUUACUUGCAGAU